UAGGAAGUAGCUAUUAGCUAACAACAGCCCGUUUACAUUCUCUGGCUAACAACUUUACAGCCGGACAGUGACUAGCUAGCCGAGUUAGCCGACAUCCUGUGCAAAAAAAUUGGGUUAAUCAAAGUAGGUGCGAUUAUUAAUUCGAAAUACGUUGAUUAAACAUGGGAAAAGGCGGCGGAACAUUUGAAAGGCUUCUUGAUAAAGCCACCAGCCAGCUAUUGCUGGAGACAGACUGGGAGUCCAUCCUGCAAAUCUGUGAUCUCAUCCGCCAAGGAGACACCCAGGCAAAGUAUGCCAUUGCUGCCCUUAAGAAGAAGCUAAAUGACAAGAAUCCUCAUGUGGCCCUUUAUGCUCUUGAGGUCCUGGAGUCGGUGGUGAAGAACUGUGGCCAGACGGUGCAUGAUGAAGUGGCUAGUAAGCAGACCAUGGAGGAACUGAAGGAACUGCUCAAGACGGAGCCCAACGUGAGGAACAAGAUCCUGUAUCUGAUCCAGGCCUGGGCUCACGCCUUCCGCAACGAGCCCAAGUACAAGGUGGUCCAGGACACCUACCAGAUCAUGAAGGUGGAGGGUCACGUGUUCCCUGAGUUUAAGGAGAGCGAUGCCAUGUUUGCGGCUGAGAGGGCCCCAGACUGGGUGGAUGCAGAGGAAUGUCAUCGCUGCAGGGUUCAGUUUGGUGUCAUGACUCGUAAGCACCAUUGCCGAGCGUGUGGUCAGAUCUUCUGUGGGAAGUGCUCCUCCAAGUACUCCACCAUUCCCAAGUUUGGCAUCGAGAAGGAAGUGCGAGUGUGCGAGCCCUGUUUUGAGCUUCUUAACAAGAAGGCGGAGGGCAAGGCUGCCACCGUCGCCGGGCCCGCCGAGCUGCCCCCGGAGUACCUGACCAGCCCGCUGUCCCAGCAGUCUCAGGUAGUGGUCCAGGAAACAAUGCCCCCGAAAAGAGACGAAGCUGCUCUCCAGGAGGAGGAGGAGCUGCAACUGGCCAUCGCCCUCUCCCAGAGCGAGGCGGAAGAAAAGGAAAGGAUGAGACAGAAGAACUCCUACGGGGUGUACCCCAAAGCCGACCCCACCCCGGUCACCUCCUCGGCCCCUCCCGUCAGCACCCUCUACACCUGCCCCGUGAACUCCUCCGCCCCCUCUGCUGAGGAUGUUGACCCAGAGCUGGCACGCUACCUGAACAGGACGUACUGGGAGAAGAAACAGGAAGAGGCACGCAAGAGCCCCACCCCCUCGGCUCCUGCCCCCGUGGCAUUGGCUGAGCCCGUGCCAGUCAGCCAGCCCGUGGAGAGUCACGUCCCCGUCCCCGUCCCAGUCCAGCCGCCAAUCAAUGUUGUGGAGCAGCAGUACCAGAACGGCGAGUCGGAGGAGAACCACGAGCAGUUCCUGAAGGCCCUGCAGAACGCCGUCAGCACCUUCCUCAACCGCAUGAAGAGCAACCACAUGCGCGGGCGCAGCAUCACCAACGACAGCGCCGUGCUGUCGCUCUUCCAGUCCAUCAACAACAUGCACCCACAGCUGCUCGACAUCCUCAACCAGCUGGACGAGAAGAGACUGUACUACGAGGGGCUGCAGGACAAGCUGGCCCAGGUGCGUGACGCGCGGGCCGCCCUCAACGCCCUGAGGGACGAGCACAGGGAGAAGCUCCGGCGCGCCGCCGAGGAGGCCGAGAGGCAGAGGCAGAUCCAACUGGCCCAGAAGCUGGAGAUCAUGAGGCAGAAGAAACAGGAGUAUCUGGAGAUGCAGAGGCAGCUGGCCAUCCAGCGCUUGCAGGAGCAGGAGAAGGAGAGGCAGAUGCGUCUGGAGCAGCAGAAACACACCAUCCAGAUGAGGGCCCAGAUGCCGGCCUUCUCCCUGCCCUACGCCCAGAUGCAGUCCUUACCCCCCAACGUGGCGCCCGGGAUGGUGUACCAGCCCGGAGGCCCGCCCAGUUACCCUGGCACCUUCAGCCCCUCUGGCUCAGUGGAGGGCUCGCCCAUGCACAACGUCUACAUGAGCCAGCCUGGGCAGACGGGUCCAGGGCAGUACCAGGCCAUGCCCCCCACAGACCCCAACAUGGCCUACAUGUACCAGACUCCAGGCACCAACGGUCAGCCUCCGCCCCCGGGCCAGGCUCCUCCCACCACCAGCCCGCCCUACUCCAACUACCAGCCCACUCCCUCCCAGGGCUACCAGCAGAACGUUGUGUCCCAGGCCCAGAGUUUGCCUCCGAUGCCCCAGCCGGCCCCCACCAACGGCAUGGCCUACAUGGGCUACCAGCCGUACGGCAUGCAGAACAUGAUGUCAGCGCUGCCAGGACAAGACCCCAACAUGUCUCCCCAACAGCCCUACAUGCCAGGCCAGCAGCCCAUGUACCAACAGAUGCCUCCCCCUGGUGGUCCGCAGCAGCAAGCUCAGCAGCAGCAGCAGCAGCAGCCACAGGCCCUCCCAGGCAGUGCAGAGGCACAGCUCAUCUGCUUCGACUGAAGCCUGGAGCUGCAGGGUCCAACACACUACAACCCCCACCCCCCUCCCCACCUCUCCUCUAGUACCCUCUCCUCUGGUCUCCCCUCCCUCCCCCCUCCCUCCCACACUCUCCUGGGCUGAUGGCAUCCCUUUGGGAACAUGGAUGGUUCUGCCAACGUUGCUGUGAUCUUGUGGCGAUGUGGAUUUCUUGUGAUUAGGUUGCAGAAACGUUGCCGCCCUGGCCACCUCUCUGAGUGGGGUGGUUAGGCUGGGAGGUCCUGACCUUCCACCCAGGUCCUGUCUACUCUUUCCUUCUCAGACAUGGUCUUCAGAUAUGUAUGUAGUAUUUCCUUAUAAAAUUGCUGAAAAAUCAACAUCGUCAUCGGUAUUAUAGAUUGAUCACUGGUGAGAAAAUAUGAUACGGAUCGCAAAAGACACGACAUGACCAUCCUUUGUCUCCUAUUUUUCGAAACGCAAAUUUGCAUGUGUUAAAUCGUUUUUUUUUUUCCUUUCUUCGGCGUUAGAAAGCAAGUGUCGCAGCUCCUCCUGAGACCUGUUGUGGCGCUCGCGUGACGUUGUUUUAGUGCCGUCUGAGAGGCUUUGUGUGAACGAGCGUCUGAGAACCCAGGGGGAUGACCGGGGACAGACAGCACAGGCAAACGGGUCCCAGUGAACAGAAAGUUAGCUGGACACAGAUCCUUAAACUAUAGAUGGCCUUCCUUUUUUGGCGAUGCCUUGUAGUGCACUGCAUCAAAUUCUGGGUGAUUUUCUUGUUUGGGUGAGUCAUUUUUUUGAGUUUGUGAUGGAGGAAUGUGGGUUUGUCACGCAGCCUGCCCUAGUACUCUACUUAUUGGCAUGGGUAAGCUCCUAACCUACAGUUUGCACUCUGUUGCUGUAUUGUCCUGUAUUCUGUAUCACUACGGUUUUUUUUCUACAAUGGCUUGCACCACUCUUGGAAGAUAGACAGACAUUACAUUUAGAUUAUGUAGUACACUUGCCAAUAAUUCAACUGCAAUUUGUCCGAGUCAGUGUCUUUGUCCUGUUUUAGAAAUACCUUGUGCAUCUGUUGGGCAGUAGGGAGGUUAACAUGACCCAACAUGCAGAGUUUAUUGAUCGAGGAGCAUUCCUCCGGAGUGUGUUGGUUGGAUGGCAGAAACGUGGGAGAGGUGGUGGUGCUUCAAGAUGGAUGGAUGUUCUGCAUGUAUGUAACACACGAUCAGUGACUCCUGUAACCUUUUUAAUGCCAUCCGUGAACUUCUUUAGUCCAUCAUACUGAUCUGUCUGACUCAUGUAAUUUUAAGAUUAUAUUUAAUAAAUAUCUUGUUCUUUUACCGUC
Molecule: messenger RNA, 3774 nt
Organism: Hypomesus transpacificus
Lineage: Eukaryota; Metazoa; Chordata; Actinopteri; Osmeriformes; Osmeridae
Gene: hgs
Product: hepatocyte growth factor-regulated tyrosine kinase substrate
Exons: 20
Coding region: 162-2459 (765 amino acids)
Molecular function (GO): phosphatidylinositol binding; metal ion binding; ubiquitin binding
Source: RefSeq, a predicted model, not a curated record